UUUAACCUAGGAAGAAACCAAAUAAACAAAAUCAUGGCCAGCAAAAAAGCUGAAAAUGUUAGUGAGGGCGCGUCCCCCAUCAAAGUUGGAAAUCCUGAAUCGAAUGCACCUUCAGGAUCUGGUGAGGACCAAGAACUUGAUGAUCUGUUGAAUGAUGCUAUCGGUGAUUUUGAAAAACCUGCAGCCACAAAAGUGGGAGCUCCGUCCGAGGGAGCCGUGGGACCUAACACCAACAAUAAGUGGUUAGAUGAAUUUGUAGAACAUGUGAGUGAGAAGUUCAACGGUGAAAUUAAAGAAUAUUUAGAAAAGAUGGGGGAUGGUAAAGACCUGUCCGAACUUCUAGCUCCCGAAGAAUUCAAGAAAAUUUUAGAAAAUACUUCCCAGCUUUUGGAAGGAGAGACCAGUGAUAACUCUCCCACCCCGGAAGACCUUAAAGAAACAAUAUCAGAAACACUUCGUAGUAUAUCAGAAGGUAUUGAUAACCUACAGUCAUCUUUACCCGAUGAGUUGCCAUCAAUGUUUAACGGUAUGAAUUUGAACUCGGACGAAACACUCGUGCCUUUCGUUCAAAACAUAAUGGAAAUGUUCCUGUCAAAAGAGGUCCUACAUCCAUCAAUGGAUGCCCUAUGCAAAACUUUUCCAGAUUGGUUGGAAAAAAAUAAAUCCUCUCUCUCUCCGGAGGAUUACGAUAAGUAUAAGAAACAGUAUGAACUGAUGUUAGUCAUUGUUAAGAAAUUAGAAGAGGAAAACCCUGAUGAUUCAUCAGAACUGAAAAGAGAAAGAUUUAUACAAUUGAAAGAUUUAAUGCUAGAGCUUCAGAAGUUUGGACACCCACCUAAAGAUCUAGUCGCGGAAUCAGGAGUUGCUCCACUCGAUAUGAGUGCAGCACCGCAGCUACCUAUGGACCUUGAUCCUUCAAAGUGUACUUUAAUGUAACUGUUUGCUUUUUAAAAUCAAGCAAGAGUUCUCUUUAUUCCUUAUACCUCCUCUGAAAUAGGUUUGCCUUCUUUCAAUGUAUUUUCCGCGCUUGAUUCCACUCUUAGAAAACUGAUGCUGUCCCCUGAAAGUGUAAAAUGCGGACCUCCGUUUCAGCUAAAGUUAGCUUUCUGACCAUUCUGAGUUGAAUCUUUUGGCCUUAAGCCUCCUCGAUUAUGAACUUUGGAUAGUUCAACAUCUUUCUUUUCCUGAACUGGUUUAAAAUUUUCAUGUUUUGGGUGUGAAAAAUUGCGGCUGUGCAUGAGUUUCGUAAAGAGAGGAAAACUUUUUAAAAGUUGAAUCUUCCUCUGUUUCCUGUUCUUUGUUAUUUUAUCAAUCUUUAAGCAAAGAUUUUUAUAAAUCCCCUUUAAGUAUCAUUUUAAUCAGGCAGAAUGAUUUUUGCAAGAAAAAUUGAUUUACUUAGGUUUUAUUUUAAGUUCCUUACCUCAGUUCGUACUUUCGGUAAUCAUUUUAAGUUUACAUUCUUAAAUUAAAUCAUUUAAAAAAUUAGAGUUAAAAGAAAGCUGCUGUAUUCAUUCAACUCGACUGAACCUUUCAGCAAAACCUUUGUAAUUUCAUAGCUUAGCAGGAAUUUUAUUCACAUUCAUUGCCUUUGAGGCCUUGACAACAUUAUUUUUUUGACAGAAAAAAAUAUAUUUCCUUUAUGAAGACUUCAAAAAAUAUAUAUGAACUUUUAAAUUGAAAAAGGGGGUUCCUAAGGUUUUCCUAAAAAAUAUAGGUAUAUUUUAAGUUUAUCAGAUUGCCAUUUCUAAUAUAUAUGUUCAUUGUACAAGGAUUUUGUUAAGCCACUAAAUUCAACCACGAUUAUUCUAAGAAUAAAGUGUCCUCUGCUGUAUCGAAAUUUGAUACUUAAUGAAUAAGUUCAUGAACCAAAAAUUUUUAUUUUAUAAGUUGGGAGUGUAGUAUCAUUCUGAACUAAGUAACGUAGGUAACUGAGAAUAUUGCUUGUGUUCUAAAAUUGUUGAAGAAACUGUUCACCCGAAGCUUUUAUUCAGAAGUACUCAAAUGAAAUUUCUAGAUGACCAUGAACCUCAAUGUUUUAUUUGUGAAAUAGUAGUGAGCCCUCAUGGUGUUCCGCCCAAAAAAUAAGAUUGAAAUUUAUCCCCUGUUCGUUUCUCCACCUAAAUCAAGCAUAGUUCUUCAGGAACAUUUUAUUUUAAGAAAUAUUUUGCAUCAAUCGAAUGCAAGUAUAUUUAUUUAAGUAGGUUGUAAUUUUCUUGAUGGAUUUCAUUAUACAUAUGUUACGUGCAGAUUGUGUUGUCCAGUGUAGGAACUGGGCAGGUUUUUGCCCAAUGCAUGAAUCGUGCGUGGCUGUUGUUCAAAUCGUGAUAUAGCACACAUUUGGCUCAUUUCAUCAAAGAGAGUAAAAUAAAAAUUAGUUACAAAUAAUGAGCAACUCAUCUAGUUAUGAUUUGUUCAUCCUGACCUGAAGAAGUGAUGUGCUAUAUCAUGAAUAUGCUCAUUUUUUAAGCAUAUAGAUUGAUAAGUGUGUUCACGUUGUAUUUUGCGGGACGCCAUUUGCUAAAUUUCCCAGCCCCACUUCGAGAAAUGGGAAAAAUUAGUGAUAUUUCAUGAUUUGGGUAACAUCUGUGCACAAUGCACAAAUGUAACACAAGUCGCCAAGUUAAUUGAUUGUCGAUGACCAAAGUGCAAAACCAUGAAUUUCCAUUGCGGUGUUUCAUUUGCCCUUUUGUUUUAUUUUUUCAAAGAGAAACAAGCCAACUUUAUAGCUUGAAAUGUUUGCAAAAUAUUCUGCUAACAUGAAAAAAAAUCAAGAAAGUUACUCAAGGCAUUACGUUGACUAGCUGUCUAAAGAAAAAUAGAGUAUGACAGAAAGUCUGCAGUGUCACAAAAGGAGACAAAUGGUUUCACACUCUGGCCAUUGAUAUGAUCAUUGGUAAACUUAUACUUAUCCUCCUUGUUCACCUAAUGUCUUGAGUGUAUCAGUUGUCAAAUGCAUAUGCUAUGAUAGUGUAUUUAUACUUGAUGAUGACUGUGAAAGACAUCAGGUAAGCAAGGAAAAUAAGUAGAUGCUACUUUAUUUGUUGUACGAAGAGCUCGUGUCUGUGUGCCAAACUCCAUGAUUUUAGCCUUUCGAAAAUAUCUGAAGCAUUCUCAUGUUAAGAAGGAAAACUUACUUUUUGCAAAGUUUAAAAUCAAGACAAGACAAAUGAAACACCCAUGCCUAAUAAACUCUCUACAACUUAUUUGACAAAUUGUCAUUUCUUGUUCGAAGGAACGACUCUCAUCUGCACUGUCUCACCAUUUCUACAAACAUUUUAUUUUCUUUUGAGAGAACCAUGGCACUAAGUCUGAUAAUUUCAGUGUUCAUUCUCACAUGUGUAUGAAAGAAUCCAUGGACACUAUUCAAACUCAUGCGACAGUUCUCCCAUGAAAAAAUGUAAUGUCUUUAAAAAAUACUGAAACAGCGCAAUGGAGGUACGUUCUUUUGUACAAGAGAGGGCAAAAUCUUGUAGCAGUACUUAUGUAUUCCCCAAAACGAGGAGAAUGAUUGACACUCUCCUUUGUAUUUCCUUUUAGUGGAACAGAAUAGAGGCCAUUUUCUUUUUUUGUGCAAUGGAAUAUUAUAGUCUGUGAUAGUUUCCCAUGACAAAUUUUAAGUACAUAUCAAAGGUGAAACUCCCAAACCACAUAUCUCAGUUGGCUACCUAUUGUACUUUAUUCUUUACCCGCUAAAUCACUCAACGUAAACUCUUGAAAUCCUCAGUGCUUUUUCUUCUCUGUGCGAAAAAUAUUCUGUUAAAAUUUCAAAGAAUCAUGUUGAGUCGUUCUCCUUUAAGAAAAUAAAAAGGGAGCAAAGAUUUUGAAAAACUGCAAACGAGGCACAUGGUUUGGGUGUUUUGCGGAUGAUAUGAGAUCAGUUAACAAUGCAAGCUAUUUUGAAAGAGGAGGUAGGGACUCCUUAAUUUCAUGACUUCACUGACCAACUCUUCCCAGGAGGAAUCAAGCUGAAUCCAAUGAGUUUUAAUUCUGUCUUGUCAUUUAUUUUUGUAAAUUUAUUCCCAUUGGUGCAGUUUAGUAUUUCUAUAUAGUGGCUUUAGGUUCAUAAGUUCUCGGCAUUUUUUACACCUAGGUAUUCCAAACUCCUGGUUUUGUUAAUUUUUUUUUCUUGAGUAUUUUUACUUUUCACUCCUGUUUGUUGCCGUAAAUUAAAGUAUACCUAACCAUAGUUUUCUCCGUUAUUCAAAUUUCAUUUUCAUAAUACUGGGCCGGAUUCACGAUUAUGCCGCUGUGGGCUAAUACCUUAGAUUUCACUAGGUAUGACCUCCAAGUCUUUACUUUGUGAUUAUGUGAUCAACAGCGUAAUAAGGUUGGAAAAAAAGAAAAAAAGGUAAUGGAAUCGGUUACCUCAUUUCUGAAAUUUGCUACUCGAAGCUAUAGCCUUUAUUAUACCUCCCUUAAUCCAGCCCUGUCUUGGAGUACUCAUUUUACUUAUUCAUAUUUGGGUAACAUUUGGUGUUGUUUGUAGUUUUGUAAGAUCAAAAUUUUUACUGUUUUCUACUUAUUGCUUACUUAGAAUUUAAAAUUUUGAAAUCUGGGUUCUUAAUUUUCUUAGUUAUUUGAUUAAUAAAUUUCAUCUGAAUUACAUACAUA
Bemisia tabaci is the source of this 4611-nucleotide messenger RNA. It is a transcript of the gene Pex19, whose product is annotated as peroxisomal biogenesis factor 19. The record is from RefSeq and is a predicted model, not a curated record. Gene Ontology annotation, biological process: protein import into peroxisome membrane. NCBI's taxonomy places the organism in Eukaryota, Metazoa, Arthropoda, Insecta, Hemiptera, Aleyrodidae. Gene Ontology annotation, cellular component: peroxisomal membrane; peroxisome.